AUGCCUCACCACCACCCAGGAACCUGGGCCAGCAAGAGCGAACUCGACCCCACCAACCUCCCUUGGGCAGUCACAGCUCAUCUCCUCGCCAUCAACAAUGACCAACUGCACCGCGUUACCAACCACCCCUUCCUCGAGCGUGCCGCAAAGGGUACCCUACCAAAACCUUUGAUCGCUCAGUGGCUUGCAAACGAUAGACAAUACCUUCAAGGUUACCUCUCUACUAUUAAGCACACCCUGAACCUUGUUCGCAGUACACACAAAUCAACAACUGCGCCUGGUGACGAGCCAGACAUUCCAACACGAUUUAUCGCGUGGUUAGAGUCUGCCAUCAAGAACGGAGAGAGGGAGUUACGAUUCUUCCAAGAAGUUGCUGAAAUCUACAAAAUCGACCUCCCAGCUACACCACUUCAAGAGAACGUAAAGUCAGAAGGCCUUCGUCGCUACGAAGCGCUGUUCGCCAGUGUCGCUUCUCAACAACCAAACACAUUCAUACCUUGGCUCGAAGGUGCCAUCUUGCUAUGGUCAACCGAGAAGGUAUACUACGAGGCCUGGUCCUGGGCUCGCAGACAAGACGCUCAGUCUUCUCCUCGAAACUACGACAACGACCAGGAUGGCGGUGCGAUGCGAAGAGAAUUCAUUCCCAACUGGUCAAACCGCGACUUCCUCAUGUUCGUCGAGCAGCUUGAGCGCAUCGUCAAUGAAGGAGUAAGCGACGCCGUUGAUCGAGAUGAUGGAAAAUGGGCAGAGGUCAAGGCUAGGGUUGACCCUAUUUGGAGAGCGCUGCUCGAUGCUGAGGAGGCGUUCUGGCCGGAUGUACCCAGCAGCCACGGCAGUCUGAUUGAACCUGGUGUUCAACGGGGUGUCGAUGGCAAGAUGGAUGGAACCACUCUUCGUAGUACUGGAGACAACGAAAUACUGAACCACAAUCAGGGGGUCCGCAGUGGGGACAUUAGCACUUUACGUAGUAACGAGUAUGGUCAAGUAGUGAACUAG
Molecule: messenger RNA, 996 nt
Organism: Alternaria postmessia
Lineage: Eukaryota; Fungi; Ascomycota; Dothideomycetes; Pleosporales; Pleosporaceae
Exons: 1
Coding region: 1-996 (331 amino acids)
Source: RefSeq, a predicted model, not a curated record